AUGUCGCUUUUCUUCUCUGGCAAGAUAGGUGAGACUGUGCUGAAUGCAACAGCAGGUACACCGGGGUCUCAAACAGUCGCGGGAUUCCAACCAAAUCCCUGCUCAUUUGACCUGCUCAAUGUGGCCAUUGACACGAACAUCGGGAUCCCCAUCCUGAUCGGCAUACUCAAGACUUUGACGAUCGGUCUACGGUAUACACCUCUGGCGAAUCCUCCCGAAUCGUCUUCAAGGCGGCUUUGCAACAUACUGCUCUUCCACGUUGCUUCUUCCACGUAUUCAUGUUCAUGUUCCGAGGAAUACAAUGUGACCUCGGUGCCAUACCUGGUCAUUCAGCGAGAUGGAAAGACGCUGGAGACGUUGAGAGCAGCCGACGUCGACAAACGUCUCGGGCUCUUACAUAUCCAAGCCUUCAGACUCGCAGGCCGCGUCGGGGCCGAGGCCAUCGAGGAGUUGAAUGAGCGGUUGGCAAAGUUGAUCAAGGCUGCGUAA
Molecule: messenger RNA, 489 nt
Organism: Fonsecaea nubica
Lineage: Eukaryota; Fungi; Ascomycota; Eurotiomycetes; Chaetothyriales; Herpotrichiellaceae
Product: Tryptophan--tRNA ligase, cytoplasmic
Exons: 2
Coding region: 1-489 (162 amino acids)
Source: RefSeq, a predicted model, not a curated record